AUGUCUCUCAUAAACUUGACUCCUGAAUUCGGUCGUCUCGAAUCUCAAAUGAACCGUCUCUUCAACGACUACUUUGGAGACCUUCAUGUUGCUUCGAGAGGUCAUAGUGGUGCAAGCAGAUGGAAGCCAGUUAUCGAUGUUCAUGAAACGGAUAAGGAAUAUCUCGUAAACGCCGAGCUUCCUGGCGUUAAAAAAGAGAAUAUUAAUCUUGAUCUACAUGACAAUGCACUAGUAAUUUCGGGUGAGGCCAAACAAGAUAACAAUUUCCAAGAAGGCAAUGUCUACGUGCAAGAACGCCGCUAUGGUAGCUUUUCUCGAACCAUUGGUCUACCCAAUAAUAUCAAUACAGAUGCAGUCUCUGCCAAGUUCAAUGAUGGCGUACUAGAAGUCACGAUACCCAAGGCAGAGGAAGUUCAACCAAAGAAAGUCGAGAUCAGUUAA
Messenger RNA from Paraglomus brasilianum, 441 nucleotides. The record is from the annotation of a GenBank genome assembly. NCBI's taxonomy places the organism in Eukaryota, Fungi, Glomeromycota, Glomeromycetes, Paraglomerales, Paraglomeraceae.